This is a messenger RNA of Anopheles aquasalis, 691 nucleotides long. It is a transcript of the gene Pcd, whose product is annotated as pterin-4a-carbinolamine dehydratase. Gene Ontology annotation, biological process: tetrahydrobiopterin biosynthetic process. Gene Ontology annotation, molecular function: 4-alpha-hydroxytetrahydrobiopterin dehydratase activity. NCBI's taxonomy places the organism in Eukaryota, Metazoa, Arthropoda, Insecta, Diptera, Culicidae. The record is from RefSeq and is a predicted model, not a curated record.
AGCAAAGUUGCAGAUGUUGCGUGUAUCAGCUGUUUUUGGGGAUGAGUAGAAGAAACGGGCGCGUACCAUGCUGGUGCUAGUUCAGGAUGGUUCCUAUCGUUAACCCGUUCCAAGCCGGACUACGACUGUGGCACCGCGCUGCCGGUUGCCGCAGCCCUUUGGCUGCACCUGCCCUUUCACGUGCUCGCUGGACGAACCAUAAUCUGAUCUGUGACAACCGAUCGAAUCGUACGCCUCCCUGGCACAUCAGUGAACACCGAACGUUCUCCACGACGACCGUUAUCUGUAGGAAAAUGCUAGCGAAGCUGACCGAUGCCGAGCGUGCGGAGAAGCUGCAGCCGCUGCUGGACAACGGCGGAUGGGCGAUGGUGGAAAAGCGCGACGCCAUCUACAAGGAGUACCUGUUUGCCGAUUUCAACCAGGCCUGGGCGUUCAUGAGUGCGGUUGCACUGAAGGCGGAACAGAUGAACCACCAUCCCGAGUGGUUCAACGUGUACAACAAGGUGCAGGUAACGCUGGCGACGCACGAUUGUGGCGGGCUCAGCGAACGCGAUGUGCGGUUGGCCAGCUUCAUGGACAGCAAAGUUCCCAGCAAGUAAAGUGGCUCGAUGUGAAACGUUACCCUCAUCUAACCUGGCAGCUCGAAUAAAUCAAAAGCACUUUUUUUCUCGCGGCAGCGUGAAACUCAUGA